AUGCUUUUCGCUUUCUCUGCGCUCUGCGCCCUUACGCUCCUUACCCCGUGCGUUCACGCCGCCGCUCGCUUCAGGCAUGGGCUACAGCAGCUGGAGCAAGGGCUCGACAAGCGUCAGCUCGUCCCUCCCUCCAUCCCCUCAAUCGUGACUCUGGCUGUCCAGACCCCCAGCUCUACUGCCACGUCCAGUUCCACCGUGUAUUCAUACUACUAUCCCUCGCCCUCUGCUCUUCCAACACCAAUCACCCAGCAGAGCCAGGUCGAGACCACCUACAUUCCCAGAAUCACCACUUGCAAGGGUCCUCCUGUCGCCUUCGAGAUCCUGCAGCAGACCACCUUGCCUUUCCACAACUACACUUCCACCAUCUACGGCCAAGGCCCUAUUACCUGCGACACUCUUUACUACACUGAAACCACUACAAUCUGCGCCACAACCCUCCCCGGCAUCGCCAGCAGAAUCACCAUUUCUGAGUGCACCCAGGAUGUGACCUUCUCCAGCGACUUUGCCACCACCAUUGUGACGCCGCGCUCCACCGUGACUGCGAGCGAUGGCCAUCUCUCGACCAUCACAAACGCCCCAUCCAUCCAAUUACGCACUACUUACUACAUGGCUCCCUGGCAAUCCCUGACAGCGAACGUUGGCGUGCUGCCUGCCGAUGUUGAUGUCAAGGUCUGCCAUCCGCGCCCCGGCAACGACACCAUUGAGGACUGCAUACGUGCCGAGGAGUCCUGGGCCGUCCUUCCCGUCACAUUGACCUCCACCUACACCAGCUUCGUCGAUCUACUUGCCACCUUGACAGAAGGCCCUGGUGAAUAUGUUGUUGGUACUGUACACGGCCAAUUUGUAGGCAACAAGACAAUCGUAAGCCUCUCAACCGAGAUGGUCAUGAACUACGCCUAUGAAGCCGAAACUAUUAGUCGAGGACCCAGGAUCGAUCCCUUCGCAACCGAUGCUUCAUCGUCCGGCACACCAAGCAACGCUCUAGCUUUAGCCACUGCAACCUCGAGUAACACGACGCCGCUGCCAACAAUACAUCUAAAAAGCACCACUACAAGGACAAGAACGGUGCAGCUGGCCUCUUCAAGUGCCAUUGGGGAAACGGAACCAACCAUCCGCACGGAUUUCUCGACAGAAACUGUCUACAUCGGCACAUCUACUGUAUACGUGGACGAUGACCUCCUCUUUACUAAAUUACCAACUGCUGUUAUGUUAUUUGCAGAGAGCCUAACGUCAAGUACUCAAGAGUCAACCCUAGCAGUUUUUUCCGCUGUACUUCCAGCAAUCCUCAGCAGCACUCUUCGAAAAGAUCCAGCCAUCAGCUACACAGCCUCUCUCGACCAUUUUGCAAGGGGUGCCGUCGGCGACAACAGCCACGCCAUCCCCGGUUUCGAUCAAGUGGCUCAACACAACAAUGCCAGGACGACGAUAGUUUAA
Molecule: messenger RNA, 1434 nt
Organism: Lasiodiplodia theobromae
Lineage: Eukaryota; Fungi; Ascomycota; Dothideomycetes; Botryosphaeriales; Botryosphaeriaceae
Exons: 4
Coding region: 1-1434 (477 amino acids)
Source: RefSeq, a predicted model, not a curated record